CUGAAAAAUUGCCGUCAUCAUUCUUCGGUCCAACGCCUGCCCUUUGACUCUUUUCCCAGGCCCGGCCCAAUUUUUUGCAUCGAGGCAAAAACAACCGGGAAACCACUCAGCACUUCGAAGGACAGGUAUCAAACCAAUGUCCUCAACUCUGACGCUUCGUCUCUUGACGAUCUAAAGUUUCCACGUUUCUCUUUUUCUCUGUGCCAACAUCGCACCGAGACUUACUCCGCCGCUCUUUCUUGGGUUUGCGCUCUUCUCUGUACGAUAUCGCAUAGGUGCAUCCACACGAGCCGUUGUUCCCCUGUUGCCGUCGAUAUUUUUCUCAUCGAGGUCACCAGGGCCGAAGACAUAACCCGCAACCCCCUUACGACCCCCCCCUAAUACCCGGCCGAGAUGCUGCGCACCUCCAUCCGGGCGCUCCAGGGCGCCGCAUCCUCAUCGUCACGAUGCUUCUCGACAGCUACCGUCUCGUCGCGGGCCGGCUUCAAGCUCGCCGCCAGCCGCCGUCCCCUCGCCGUCGCCGCCCAAAAACGAUUCGAGAGCGCUCUUCACAAUCCGCCGGACCCGAACGACAACUUCCUGUCGGGUAAUACCGCCAAUUACAUUGAUGAGAUGUAUCUGCAGUGGAAGCGGGACCCCAAGAGUGUGCACGUAUCAUGGCAGGUCUACUUCAAGAACAUGGAGAGCGGCGACAUGCCCAUCUCCCAGGCCUUCACUCCGCCGCCAUCCUUGGUGCCCAGCACUCAGGCCGUCGUUGGCCUCGCAGCCGGCGCCGGUGUUGGCAUCGGCGAGGGCGCCGACAUCACCAACCAUCUCAAGGUCCAGCUGCUUGUGCGCGCAUACCAGGCCCGUGGGCAUCACAAGUCGAGGAUCGACCCCCUCGGCAUUCGCAAUGCCUCCAAGGGCUUUGGCAACAUCAAGCCCAAGGAGCUUGAGCUCGACUACUACCAGUUCAGCGAGAAAGACCUGGAUACCGAGUACACGCUGGGCCCCGGCAUCUUGCCUCGCUUCAGGCGCGAGGGCCGCGAGAAGAUGACGCUCCGCGAGAUUGUCGCUGCCUGUGAGAAGAUCUACUGCGGCUCAUAUGGCGUUGAAUUCAUCCACAUCCCGGACCGCGAGAAGUGCGACUGGCUGCGCGAGCGCCUUGAGGUGCCCCAGCCCUUCAAGUACUCGAUCGACGAGAAGCGCAGGAUUCUGGACCGCCUUAUCUGGAGCUCUAGCUUCGAAGCCUUCCUGGCCACAAAAUACCCCAAUGACAAGAGAUUUGGCCUGGAAGGCUGCGAAACCCUGGUACCCGGCAUGAAGGCUCUAAUUGAUCGCAGCGUCGACUAUGGCGUUAAGGAUAUUGUCAUUGGAAUGCCCCACCGCGGGCGUCUCAACGUCCUGAGCAACGUCGUCCGCAAGCCCAACGAAUCCAUCUUCAGCGAGUUUGCCGGCACGGCUGGCGCAGAAGACGAGGGCUCUGGCGACGUUAAAUACCACUUGGGCAUGAACUUUGAGCGGCCCACUCCCUCCGGAAAGCGCGUACAGUUGUCCCUGGUGGCCAACCCGUCCCAUCUUGAGGCCGAGGACCCCGUCGUUCUCGGCAAAGUCCGUGCUAUCCAGCACUACAACAACGACGAGGCGACUCACCGCAGCGCCAUGGCUGUGCUCCUGCACGGCGACGCCGCUUUCGCUGCCCAAGGUGUUGUCUACGAGUGUCUCGGCUUCCACUCCCUCCCGGCCUUCUCGACCGGCGGCACGAUCCACCUGGUGGUCAACAACCAGAUCGGCUUCACGACGGAUCCUCGCUUCGCUCGGUCGACAGCCUAUUGCACCGACAUCGCCAAGGCUAUCGACGCCCCCGUCUUCCACGUUAACGCAGACGACGUUGAGGCUGUCAAUUUCGUAUGCCAGCUAGCCGCCGACUGGCGGGCUGAGUUCAAGCAAGAUGUUAUCAUUGAUUUGGUCUGCUACCGGAAGCACGGCCACAACGAGACAGACCAGCCGUCAUUCACUCAACCUCUGAUGUACAAGCGCAUCCAGGAGAAGACCCCCCAGAUCGACAUUUACGUCGACCAGCUCCUGAAAGAGGGCACCUUCACCAAGGAGGACAUUGAGGAGCACAAGCAGUGGGUGUGGGGCAUGCUGGAGGAGAGCUUCUCCAAGUCCAAGGACUACCAGCCCACCUCCAAGGAGUGGACCACGAGCGCCUGGAACGGCUUCAAGUCGCCCAAGGAGCUGGCCACCGAGGUGCUGCCGCACAAGCCCACCGGCGUCGACAGGAAGACUCUGGAGCACAUUGGCGAGGUCAUUGGCACCGCGCCCGAAGGCUUCAACCUUCAUCGCAAUCUGAAGCGUAUCCUCGCCAACCGGACCAAGUCGGUGGUUGAGGGCAAAAACAUUGACUGGUCAACGGCCGAGGCGCUGGCUUUUGGCUCUCUGGUUACUGAGGGUCGCCACGUCCGUGUUUCGGGCCAGGAUGUGGAGCGUGGCACAUUCUCGCAGCGUCACGCCGUCUUCCAUGACCAGGAGACUGAAGACACUUACACGCCUCUUCAGCACGUCAGCAAGGAUCAGGGCAAGUUCGUCAUCUCCAACUCGUCACUCAGCGAGUUUGGUGCACUCGGCUUCGAGUACGGCUACUCGCUGACCGACCCCAACGGAUUCGUCAUGUGGGAGGCUCAGUUUGGCGACUUUGCCAACAACGCGCAAUGUAUUAUUGACCAGUUCAUCGCUUCUGGCGAGCAGAAGUGGAUGCAGCGCACCGGUCUCGUGAUGUCGCUGCCCCACGGCUACGACGGCCAGGGCCCCGAGCACUCCUCAGGCCGUCUGGAGCGCUUCCUCCAGCUCUGUAACGAGGAUCCUCGCGUGUUCCCCUCGCCCGAAAAGCUCAACCGUCAACACCAGGACUGCAACAUGCAGGUCGCCUACAUGACAAGCCCGUCCAAUCUGUUCCACAUUCUCCGGCGCCAGAUGAACCGGCAAUUCCGGAAACCCCUCAUCCUCUUCUUCUCCAAGUCGCUGCUGCGUCACCCAAUUGCCCGGUCCGAUAUUGAGGAGUUCAUCGGCGACUCCCAGUUCAGGUGGAUCAUUCCCGACCCGGCACACAAGUCGGGCGCUAUCAAGUCUCCCGAGGAGAUUGAUCGUGUGAUCCUGUGCACCGGUCAGGUGUACGCGGCGCUGCAAAAGUACCGCGCCGACAACAAGAUUGACAAUGUUGCCUUCACACGUAUCGAGCAGCUGCACCCCUUCCCUUGGGAACAGCUACGCGAGAACCUGGACAUGUACCCCAACGCCAAGACAAUCGUGUGGGCGCAGGAGGAGCCGCUCAACGCGGGCGCGUGGAGCUACACGCAGCCGCGCAUUGAAACGCUCCUGAACCAGACCAAGUACCACGACCGCAAGCAUGUUAUGUAUGCUGGGCGGAACCCUAGCGCCUCGGUCGCGACCGGUCUGAAGGCUUCACAUACCAAGGAGGAGCAGGAUCUGCUCGAAAUGGCUUUUACUGUCAAACAGGACAAGCUGAAGGGCGAGUGAAGGAGUAAAUGAAAUGGACCAUCAUUCAAGCCUGCUUAUUGCAGCGGAGUGGAUGACUUGGUCGUAACGGUUUCAUGUGUAACAUCAUCAUUAUUCAGUAUCGAUGCUUCAGCAAUAGAACGUAUGGGCAGGUCAGUUACCCAAGGAGUGCUUUUUCCUUUGUCUAACAGCAGAUGCGAUGUUAUUCAUCAAUGAUGGGUUGGGUCAUAGGGGUAGGCCGUAGGGGUAGGCAACGUAGAGUGACCAUCCCCACUCAAGAGAUAAUGGCUGUACAUAUAAUUAUUGAGAGUGUUUGAAUACUUCCGUCGCCUCCGAGAUUUAGAAGAGAGCGAAGUCUAUCACUGGUUGAAUCAAACACCUAUGAUGAAUUGACGAUGAUGUUG
Canariomyces notabilis is the source of this 3902-nucleotide messenger RNA. Its product is annotated as 2-oxoglutarate dehydrogenase, E1 component. The transcript has 2 exons. The coding region runs from base 394 to 3519 and encodes 1041 amino acids. Gene Ontology annotation, cellular component: oxoglutarate dehydrogenase complex; mitochondrion. Gene Ontology annotation, biological process: tricarboxylic acid cycle. The record is from RefSeq and is a predicted model, not a curated record. NCBI's taxonomy places the organism in Eukaryota, Fungi, Ascomycota, Sordariomycetes, Sordariales, Chaetomiaceae. Gene Ontology annotation, molecular function: oxoglutarate dehydrogenase (succinyl-transferring) activity; thiamine pyrophosphate binding.